Molecule: messenger RNA, 1492 nt
Organism: Cydia pomonella (codling moth)
Lineage: Eukaryota; Metazoa; Arthropoda; Insecta; Lepidoptera; Tortricidae
Product: testis-specific serine/threonine-protein kinase 3-like
Exons: 5
Coding region: 350-1441 (363 amino acids)
Biological process (GO): intracellular signal transduction; microtubule cytoskeleton organization; autophagosome organization
Cellular component (GO): autophagosome; cytoplasm
Molecular function (GO): ATP binding; tau-protein kinase activity; protein serine/threonine kinase activity
Source: RefSeq, a predicted model, not a curated record
UAGGUUGUUUUUGGUAUGUUGUCAGGAAUGUUAAAACGAGUUUUUAAUUUGGUGGCAUUGCGAUGUUCUGUCCCUCACGGGCGCACUGCACGCGUAUGGUAGGUACGUAUAGAAACGAUACUAUAUCCAUGAAAUAGGUACGAUUUGUAUAUUUAUGUCAAGUUGACUGAAGCUUAUUGUCGUAACAAAUUGUCAGUGUGUAUGUGAAUUGUUUUUUUGGAAAAAAUGAUAAAUACAAAAUGAUAAAUUAAGCUAGCUAGUUAUGUCUAGCUAGCAAACCAAUACCACUAUGCAUCAUCCAUGCAGGAAAAAGAAAGUUUCAAGUAAUGUGCGGAAAAAAGUAAUAUAAAUGGGGACUCCAGGCGACAAGUGUGAUCUGACUUCACCUUCGGACCUGGCUAUGCUUCAAGAGAAAGGAUUCAUACUGGGCAAGCUCAUUGGAGAAGGGUCUUAUGCUAAAGUGUACAAAGCAGUUCAUAUGAUAGACGAGACCCACAACACGAUGUUGGCGUGUAAAGUGAUUGACACGACGGGAGCGCCCCGCGACUAUCUCACCAAGUUCCUGCCGCGCGAGCUGGAUAUCCUCAUCCGCCUCAACCAUCCGCACAUCGUGCACGUCACCGACAUCUUCCAGCGCCGCGCCAGAUACUACAUAUUCCAGCGAUUUGCCGAAAACGGGGACCUACUCAACUACCUAACAAGCAACGGCGCUGUGCCCGAGAACCAGAGCAGGCUCUGGAUGCGACAGAUUAGCUGCGGUCUCCACUACAUCCACACUCUAAACAUCGCGCACAGAGAUUUGAAGUGCGAAAACAUAUUGAUCACAACGAAUUACAAUGUCAAGAUAACUGAUUUCGGUUUCGCGCGCGGAGUCCGCUGCAGGGAUCGGGACGUUUUGUCAGAGACAUUCUGCGGGUCGCUUUCGUACGCCGCGCCAGAAGUACUAAAGGGUAUCCCGUAUCUACCUAAGCUGGCUGAUAUGUGGUCCAUGGGGAUCAUUCUUUACACUAUGCUAAACCAAGCCCUACCAUUUAAUGAGACUUCUGCGAGAAAGUUGUAUGAGAAACAGGUGACGAAGAAGUGGCGGUUCCGCUCGAAUGUAGUGAAUCAACUAUCAGAGGAAUGCAAGCGGCAAGUUACCCAGCUGAUGGAACCGGAGGCGAAGGCGCGGCCAACGGCCAGCAGCCUCUUUAACGGUCCCUGGAUCGGCAUGGACCCUCGCCUUCUCAAGUUAACUUUUAUGGAAGAGUCACUACUCAAACAAGCUGUAGCAGUUGUCGAGAAACAGAUGAGGGAUUCCGAAGCGGAGACCGAUAUGGAGCGCAUCGCGGAAAUCCGCUGCAAGAGCCGGGGAAAAGAGGGAUUCAAAGUAUGGAAAACUAGUGACGCAACAGCAUUUGUAAAAUCGAAACAUAUGUUUGAGGAAAAUGAAAAUAAAUAAGAAUAAAAAACGAAAUCAUCAUUCAAUGUUUAUUAAAUCAUACAUUUUAUA